Caenorhabditis elegans is the source of this 1087-nucleotide messenger RNA. RefSeq names its product Zinc finger transcription factor pqm-1 (gene pqm-1). Lineage: Eukaryota; Metazoa; Nematoda; Chromadorea; Rhabditida; Rhabditidae. Bases 32 to 919 code for a protein of 295 amino acids. Gene Ontology annotation, cellular component: cytoplasm; chromosome; nucleus. The transcript is spliced from 6 exons. The record is from RefSeq and is marked reviewed. Gene Ontology annotation, biological process: positive regulation of transcription by RNA polymerase II.
AGGCAUAGCUCUCAGCAAGUCUCAUUUCCGAAUGUCGUUUUUGAAUAAUGAUUUCGGCAGUCCGCCGGCAACCAGUUCACCGCCGACUACUAUGCCUAAAUUACCGACGAUUCAAGAUAUGCUUAACAAUAUUGGUGCAUCCACAGUAAACCUAAUGCAGCCGAACCCCUACCUGAUGCAAAACCAGAUUCCUCUGCCAGUCCCCAACCUACCCUUGAACCCAUUCCUCCAUCUGAACCCUGCAAUCAGUCAAGAAAUAAUUCAACAAUUCAUCGCGAUGAGCUUUAACACACCAAAUGUAUUAGCUAGUAUCGCCAACAUGGGAGAUGAUGAAGGACCUUCCUGCAAUCCAAAAAUGCGACGAGGUGAUCUGCUGAAGAGUGUUUCAAUGGAUAGUACAGAGGAUCCACCAUCCAUAACACUUGAUAACAAUGGAGACAUGAUUGUUCCAAAUAAUGAUAAAGAAGGUUGGUGUCGCAACAAGAAGUAUAUCGAACAGACGGAGAACGGUUACAUGUGUACUGUUUGUCGAAAGGUUUAUGGUAGAUACAACUCGGUGUCUUACCACGUUACCAUCUACCAUAGGAAUCCUCCAAUCAAAUGCAACGUUCCCAACUGUCAGUUCACAACUCGCGAGGCUCGAUACAUUCAUUUCCACAAGAACUAUCGGCACGGAAUUCCACUUCCAGAGAGUAUCGACCAAGGUUCUCGAAAAUGUCCGCACUGUCGUCACGUGUCAAAGAGUCCGGCGAUGCUCGAGAAACAUAUCAGGAGGCAUCAAAUCAAAGAUGGCUUAUCAAAUAUCAAUGAAGCAAUUCGUGAAAGAACCUCUACAAUUUGUGAUGAAGCCAUGGAAAUCGAGCCGGCUGAAACCGAAGUUGACCCGAUAGAAACCAAGCCACGAUCCUGUACUUUGUAAUUUAAAUUUCCCACCAAAAAAUGUUUGAUUGUACAUAUCACAUCGCUAUAUGUAUAUACUAGUGUGAAGGCAUUUUCUCUUUAAAAAAUUUACUUUUGGUAUUUCAUUGUUGAACUUGAUUGCUUGUUGUCCACGUCAUUUCUGCUGUCUCCAAAUAUUUUCACCCUU